Molecule: messenger RNA, 4590 nt
Organism: Nicotiana tabacum (common tobacco)
Lineage: Eukaryota; Viridiplantae; Streptophyta; Magnoliopsida; Solanales; Solanaceae
Biological process (GO): protein phosphorylation
Molecular function (GO): protein kinase activity; receptor serine/threonine kinase binding; ATP binding
Source: RefSeq, a predicted model, not a curated record
UUAGUGGAAAAAAAUAGUAUUUGUGCAUUAUCUUUUGGGAAGGAAUAUUUAAAUUCUCACAUCCAAGUAAUCAAGAAAUCCCUUCAGCACUUGAGAACAAGGAGUUACUGUCCCAACAAUAUGAAGAUGUUGCAUUGGGAAACAUAUAAGAUGAGUCCGGAUACUCAAAUUCAGAAAAUAGAAACAAUAAUGCUUGAUUCUUUGGGACAUAUAGAGGAACAUCAGUUAGACCCAGAUAGAACUUAAACUCAAAUUUUUAAUUGAUCACCCUGUUUUUUCAGUAUUUUAUCAGUUUUCCAUUGGGAAAGGUAUUGAUUAUCCAUUGUUUAUAUGCUGGUUAGGUGAAUAAGGCAUAUUAUAUGAGUAAAAUUGAUAACUUAAAUUUGGAAUUUAUUAACUGCAAAUAGUCAAGUCAAGAGGUCGAGAUAUUCCACAUCUAUAAUGUGUUGUAUUUAAAUUUGGAAAAACUUCUGAAAAGCAUUUUUUAAAUAGCCAAUCCAAGGUUGUGGAUACAAGCAUAUGCGUGAGUAAUAUGAUAAUAGCUUGCUUAUACUAAUUGUAUUUAGUUUAAUUUUAGUUCCUUCUAGUACGAGAUAACACCUUAUCUUCUGUUUUGUGGAAAUAAUCUAAGUUGAGUCAGCUGUUAAUCAACUUUCUCAUUCUGACCGUAAGUUAAUUACUAUCAUUUGUAUAUGCUAUUUAUCCACUAUCCUUUUCCAUUCCUUACUUUCUUUCUUAUUUUUUUCAUUCUUGGUGCUCUAUAUAAUGGAGUAAGUUAACUUUGGAAACCAAACAAAUCUGUUUCCAAGUGCAUAUGGAGAAGCACAUUUUCUUAUUGAUUCUUCUCUUUCUAGUUCAAUACUACUCAGUUUUUAUAUCAGCUGCUCCUUCAAAUGAGACAGACCAAGAAGCUCUUUUAGCUUUCCAAAAUCUUGUUACAAGUCCAAGUCUCUUCCUGGCCAAGAACUGGACUAGCAAUACUUCUUUUUGCUCGUGGUUCGGUGUCACGUGCAGUUCAAGAAGGCAAAGGGUUGUAGCCUUGACCCUUCCUAAUUUGAAACUUCAAGGCACAAUUUCUCCAUCUUUGGCUAAUUUGUCCUUUCUCAGAGAGCUCAAUCUUGGGAACAACUUCUUCCAUGGUGGCAUUCCUUAUGGCCUUGGCAACUUACCUCGCUUGCGAGUGAUUGAUAUUCAAAACAAUCAGCUCCAAGGAAGUAUUCCAAGAAAUCUUUUCCAACACCAGAGAGUUGAAAAAGUUUCUUUGGCUUUCAAUGAACUCAAUGGUGAAAUGUGGAAUGGGCCAUGGUAUGUACCAGAACUCAAAGUCUUGGAUCUCAUGAACAAUAGCCUCACGGGUAUGAUCCCUCCUACUGUUGGAAACGCCACAAAAUUGAUGAACCUCAGUUUGUCUGGGAAUAAAAUCAGCGGCAACAUUCCAAAGGAGAUUGGUAAUCUGAGCCAACUUGCAGUGUUGUCCUUGUACGAUAAUCAGUUAACAGGUUCCAUUCCUGCAACAAUGUUUAAAAUCUCGUCGCUAAUUGCAGCAGCUCUGGGAAUCAAUAGGCUUUCUGGUCCUCUCUUGCUUGAUGAAGGGAAUAGUUUGUCAAAUCUGGAGGAGUUAAGUAUAUCUUACAAUCUGAUUUCCGGUUAUAUUCCUUCCAACAUUUGUCAGCUCACAGAGCUCAGAAUUUUGUCCAUAUCUUUCAACAACAUAGCUGGAGAAAUACCCAGAAAUAUUGGAUGUUUAGCCAAGCUUGAGAUGUUCUUUAUUGGAUUUAAUAAAAUAAAUGGUGUUAUUCCUACUUCAUUGGGAAAUAUUACCGCUCUGCAAUAUCUUAGUUGUCCAAACAAUCACAUGGAGGGGCUAAUUCCUCCAGAGUUAGGGAAACUAUCAAACUUGAGGCUGUUAUAUUUUCAGGAAAAUUAUAAUCUUACUGGCGAAAUCCCAGAGGCUAUUUUCAACAUAUCUUCUUUGGAGACUAUUUUUUUCAGUUUCAACAAACUCUCGGGGAGAAUUCCAGCCACUACAGGUCUUCAUCUUCCGAACCUUCAAGAACUUUUCUUGGCACAAAAUCAGCUCGAAGGGGAAAUUCCUCCGUACAUCACAAAUGCUUCCAAGCUUGAGACAUUAGAACUAUCCGGGAACUAUCUCAGAGGCAGUAUUCCUACUAAUUUGGGAAAUUUUCGUGGGUUGAAAAAUCUGCUGCUGUGGGGUAAUCAACUUGUCAAUGAACCAGGUGAACAUGAGUUGCGAUUCUUCAAUUCUUUGGUGGACUGCAGAAUGUUGCGAUAUCUAUACGUCGGUUCCAAUCCAUUGAAUGGUGUUCUGCCUGAUGCUAUUGGAAAUCUUUCAUCUACUAUAGAAAAUUUUCAUAUGUCAGAUGCACACAUCAACGGCCUCAUUCCCACAGGUAUAGGCAACAUAAGCGGUCUAUUAGGCCUAGACUUUGAAGAAAACAACUUGACGGGAAGUAUUCCUUCUGAGGUUAGUAAGCUUACACAGCUCCAAGGGUUAUUUCUCACUAAAAAUAAAUUACAAGGGCAUAUCGUAGAGGCAGUAUGUCAUUUAUCUAAUUUGGUUCGAUUAACUCUGAAUGAUAAUGAGCUCUUUGGGUUAAUUCCAGAAUGUAUAGGGAAUCUUAGCAUGCUACAACAACUUUAUGUGGAUUCUAACAACUUUUCAUCAAAGCUUCCUUUGAGCAUUUGGAAGAUGAGUAGACUUCUCUAUCUAAACAUAUCAGAAAAUUCUAUAGAGGGAGAAGUUCCACCUGACAUUGGAGAACUGAAAGCCAUUGUAGAACUAGAUUUUUCUAGUAACCACUUUUGGGGCAUGAUACCAAGCGAAUGUGGAGAGCUCCAAAACUUGAAGUCUCUUAACCUAUCGAACAAUUCAUUUUCAGGCCCAAUUCCAUUAUCCUUUGCCAACUUGAUAGGCUUGGAAUUUUUGGAUUUGUCUUUUAAUGCCUUGUCAGGCACUAUUCCUAAAUCAUUGGAAAAACUAUCACACCUUAUAAGUAUCAAUGUUUCAUUCAAUGAUUUAGAAGGUGAAAUACCCAGUGGUGGCGUAUUUGCAAAUUUCACUUCGCAAUCUUUCCUAGGGAACAGUGGUCUAUGUGGAAUGCAAGUACUGGGGGUUCCUGCUUGCCCUAUCACUAAUUCUGGACGACAAUCAAACUCUAAGAAGCUUCUGCUAAAAGUCGUUAUUCCAGUGGUUAUUUCAUCUUUUCUAAUGUUCCUGUUGGCUUCAAUUUGGAUAGGGAAACGACAGAAGAAAGGGAAGUCUAAAGAUGUCGAAAAGGUACCGGAGAUCAAAACUCAUCAAUUAGUUUCCUAUCACGAGAUUCAGCGAGCAACAAAUAAUUUUGAUGGAUCAAAUUUAAUUGGUGUGGGAAGUUCUGGUUCUGUGUACAAAGGGACAUUAUCCAGUGGAAUUGUGGUGGCAAUGAAGGUUCUGGAUUUACAAAAUGAGGAAGCAUGCAAAAGGUUUGAUACUGAAUGUGAAGUAGUGAGAAAUGUUCGGCACAGAAAUCUCGUCACGGUUAUCACUACUUGCUCUAGCGAACACAUAAGAGCCUUCGUUCUGCAAUAUAUGUCCAAUGGAAGUCUUGAUAAUUGGUUGUACAGAGAAGAAUGCCACUUGAACCUUCUUCAAAGAGUCACCAUAAUGCUUGAUGUGGCAGUGGCAAUUGAAUAUCUACAUCAUUUUCAUGACACUCCGAUAGUUCAUUGCGACAUAAAGCCAGCCAAUGUUCUUUUGGAUGAAGAUAUGGUGGCUCAUGUUGGUGAUUUUGGCAUCUCUAAAAUUUUAGCGGUAAGCAAAUCCAUGGCACACACCGAGACAUUGGGCACUCUUGGUUACAUUGCACCAGAAUAUGGCUCGGAGGGAAUAGUGUCCACUAGCGGUGAUGUUUACAGCUAUGGAAUCAUGUUGAUGGAGGUUCUGGCAAAAAGAAGGCCAACAGAUGAAGAGAUAUUUAAUGAAAAUCUUGGCUUAAGGGAGUGGAUAAAACGAGCAUUUUCAGGGACAAUGAUGGAAGCUGUGGAUGCCAAUCUUUUUCUUGAGGAAGAACAGGUCAAUUCUAAAAGUGAAAUUUGCAUAGCGUCCAUGAUACAAUUGGCUUUGGACUGCACAAACGAAAGGCCAGAAUCAAGGAUAGCCAUGAAAGAUGUAGUCAAGAGGCUUCACAAAAUCAAGAACACAUUUUUGGCAACAUAGAAGUUAGCAUCUCUUAAGGUGGUGUGCUUUCUGAGCUGCAAGUUAAUAUGCUGCUUUUUGUUUACCUGAUUUCUUUAAUAUUUCUGAGCCGAGGGUCUAUUGGGAACUACAUCUCUACCUUCACUAGGUAGGGUAAGGCCUGCGUACACACUAACCUUCCCAGACCCUACUUGUGGAAAUAUACUGUGAUUGUUGUUGUUGAUUUCUUUAAUAUAGUCGUCCGUACUACUUUGGUGUCAUGUACUGUUUGUACUUUUGAGUGUUGAAUUCCCUCAUGUUGUAAAUUUCAUAUUUGAGUGGUUUUGAACCAGUUUUACCUCUUUUUAAUAGUAAUUAUGGUUUGAAUGCUUGAACCAGCAUUAAAUCGAGAAAUA